AUGUCCGCGUCUCCACACGACGUUGAGCGUCUUUUUCUCCAAGCUGUACUGUCUAGAGGUGCACUUUCUGGGAAUUUGGCUCAAACUCUAUGGGAAAAGAGCGUGGAAAUCGUCAAUGCCUCUAGUGACGCGCCCAAUAUCCAGCAUUCAAAGGAAAGGGCUGCUUGGGAUGAGUUUGUUUCCAAGAUUAACAAGUCUCUGGACAAACUUCAACUUGAGUUCCGUCAUCUUCACGACGAGGAUACUGGCAAGGAGAUUUAUGCUUUAGUCAAUCGAAUGGGCGACGAGAUUGCUCAAAUGGCGACGGAGUACACCCCCGCAGAAAUUGCGUUUUUCAAGGCUGUAGUCGAACAAAUUAUGUUAGCACCCAGGGAAUCUUUUUCGGUUUCAUCUCUUGCAGCGCUCCGCGAAUUGAGCGCCAUCAAGCCCAAGUCGAACAUGACCAAGACUCAGGCAGAGGUGGUCUUGAGCAGCUUUGUCGCAAAGGGUUGGCUUUUAAAGAGCAAACGAGGCCGUUAUUCUCUCUCGACUCGUUCUUUGCUCGAGUUGCUCCCUUACCUCAAAUCAACAUACCCAGAAGAGAUUGUAGAAUGUACAAUUUGCAUGGAGAUAAUAACUCGCGGAGUGGCAUGCUUCACGGCCAAUUGCAAGACUCGGCUGCAUUAUCACUGCUUUGCUACAUAUCGGCGUAGGCAACAUUCUUGCCCAUCUUGCAGCAAAGAAUGGCCAAGAGAAGCAAAGGAAAAACCGCUAGUUCCUGUUGGUGAGGAUGCUGCAAAGGAUGGCGAUGACGGGAAACGCCGAGUACGAUUGAGAAGCGCAGAGCCUUCUGACGAUGAAGAGGAUACUGUUGAUGAGGAUGAACAGCCGUCGCAAUCACAAGCCCCCUCAGGGUCGAAAAACAAACGCCGUCCGAGUCGAAAGACUAAACCGCAACCUGAUGAAAGCAUGGACAUUGAUGAAGAUGAGGCCGAUGCAACCCCUCCUCAGAGAAACCGUCGGGGAGCAAAGCGUUAA
This is a messenger RNA of Laccaria bicolor S238N-H82, 1017 nucleotides long. RefSeq lists its product as uncharacterized. Gene Ontology annotation, biological process: DNA damage tolerance; double-strand break repair via homologous recombination. The transcript is spliced from 6 exons. Gene Ontology annotation, molecular function: ubiquitin-protein transferase activity. The record is from RefSeq and is a predicted model, not a curated record. Bases 1 to 1017 code for a protein of 338 amino acids. Gene Ontology annotation, cellular component: Smc5-Smc6 complex; nucleus. Lineage: Eukaryota; Fungi; Basidiomycota; Agaricomycetes; Agaricales; Hydnangiaceae.